Messenger RNA from Naegleria lovaniensis, 1257 nucleotides. RefSeq lists its product as uncharacterized. The transcript is spliced from 2 exons. Bases 1 to 1257 code for a protein of 418 amino acids. Lineage: Eukaryota; Heterolobosea; Eutetramitea; Acrasida; Naegleriidae. The record is from RefSeq and is a predicted model, not a curated record.
AUGGCUUCUCAUGAAAGUUCUCUUUCCAUUGAUCGAGAGGUUCAAUACUUUUUCAUCGCCUCUUGUGAAGAGUAUUUAGAAAUUACACUCCGACGACAUGAACCUCUUUCUAAAUUUGCAAAUAAUCAUCAACAGGAUGAAACGAUGAAAAGAAUUGAGAGAAGAUUUGUUGUGUUUGAUUGGUUGGAGAGUUUCAAAGAAAUGAAAAAGCAAACCUCUCCUUCGGAACUUCUCUCCUGUGAGGGCUUGUACGAAUAUUUGAUGAACAAAAUAACAAGUGAUACCAAGAAGGAAUCUGAUGAUUUUUCUGCUCUCGAUUCGAGAAAGAUGACGAUUAAUAUUGUCAUUCGUACGACUUGGAAUUAUGUGGAUUACUAUGAUGAAUUUAUGGAAUGGUUACGUACUUUGGAACAGUUGCAGAAAGAGUGUCAAGGUCUAGACCAUCGUGUGAUGAUUCGAGUAUUUAAUGAUCCCUCGCUCAUGAUUUGGAAUUCGAGUAAGAGAUAUUUGUUUGAAAUUCAAGACGAGUGGAAUGAGUGUGAAAUUGUUCCCUCGCAAAUAGUGGAUUUUGAUACCGUGAAACAUUUAAAUGAUGAUGAAUUAGUGAGAAAAUAUUGUUUCAUGUUUAAGAGUUGUGACAAGUUGGUUUUCAAACCGUUAAUAUCGGCUGGUUCUUUCAACACUUUUGUGAUUGGUAAUUCAAGAGAGAGUACCGAUGAAGGGUCAUGCCAAAGUAUUGAAUAUUUAACAAAUAGAGCGGAAAAAUUGAAAAUCAUUCGACAGGAUCUCUCUGAAUCAAAUCAAUGUAAAUACAAAGACAGAAAGUUAUAUAUCGUUCAGCCAUUUUUGGAUUGCAUUGUAAAUGAUGGAGAGUAUAGUUUUAUUUAUGUAAAUGAAAAACUUUCACACAUGUUACAAAAGAGACCAAAGGAUGGAGACUUUAGGGUGCAAGGCGAAUUUGGAGGAUCCAAUACCUAUGCUGACUUGAGCCGAUUUAAUGAAACGAUCAUUGCGAAUGGUCAACGCUUAUUUGAAAAGAUUAAAAAAGAGAAAUCUCCAAAUCAUUUGAUACUGUAUUGCAGAUUAGACGUUGUUAUUGAUUGGCAAACCAACAAUAUCAGAAUUUGUGAAUUGGAGUUGUUGGAACCUCACUUGUAUUUUGAGACCAUUGACCCAAAUGAUCCAGCAGUUGCCAUUGACAAGGAGAAUGAGCUUUAUGAUGCAAUUGUGAAUCAGAAUACUACAUUUAAUCAUUAA